UCAAAAUGGCGAUGAUGCUGCAGCAUAAAGCUGCAAAAUCAGUCGCACAACCGUCAUCUAAAUACUACACAGGGGACAAAAAUCCAGUUCUAAAUGCUUUUGAAGAAGAGUACAAACUGUUUAUACAAUUUAUGAAGAAGAGAGGUACACCUGGCCAUAAGAAAAAGGAUGAAGAGCCAUUUGCCAGAGGAUCCAACACGUUGUUCAACUUGUGGAACAACUAUGAAGCCAGACUACCUUCUACCUACUACCAGAAGAAAGUCAUCGAGAUGGGAGACUUUCUGGUUUCUAUGAAGGAAUACAACUUGGCUGUAUGGCAGUGUUAUGGACGCUACCUUGAUCAGUUUGGUGAUCUGCACAUUGAAGACAUUGUGGACAUCAAGACAGUGAAGGCGAUUUUCUUCCCAGAUGGUCUCGAGACAGACAAUGCAAGUUUGACGUUCCGAGCAUUGUAUGGAAAGAGCAUCUGUAACUACCAGCUGGUAUUGAUGACCGAUCCCAAGCUUCAGAAUACCCAGUCUGUUGCCCAAUGCCUCAAGAUCCUGGCCUUCCUCAGGCUCAUUACACAAGUGAUCCUGCCAAGAGAAUCACUUUGCUGGUUGGUCUACAAUGGAACAAUUCAUAUCUAUAGUGUAUCAAGACAUAUGAUGACUCUGGGUCACUCUGCAGAGGUAUUGGAGUUUCUACUGUGGGCCUGUAUGUGCAUGGAAAACUCUGUACCCCUCAUGUCUGUGCGUUAUCUACAAUGGAGAACCACUCUGUAUACUGCUGUGUGUCAAAGCUACUUUGACUGCAAGGCUCAUCAACAAUCAGAGACUUUUGCAAGACGGGCCCUAGGAAAGGUGAAUGAAUUGAGUCAGCUAGAACGUAUCAGCUCUGCUCCACCUAGCGUUGAGAUUGAGGCAGUAUUCAGACAGGCAACAGUCAAGCUUGGCAUCAUGGUGUACAGACGUUCAGUGUUUGACCGCAAGCGACCUAAAGGACUACUGCGUCCAAAGACGAGAAGCAAUGUAAAGGACUCGCAGUCGCCUACUGAAGUACGCACAGUCACUCUAGUAGCCAGUGACGGACGCCUCAUCUGGCAUAAAACCACCAAACAACGACUUGACGACCUUGUUAAGAAACAAGGAAAUAUCACGUGGCCUCGUACUCCUGUAGAGAAGUUACUAUCAGACAUGUUUGAAGGUAGUGCUGCUCAGUUCCUGGCCAUCCUAGAGACGCUGACCGAUAGUACUCGCAGGACACUGCUGACCAGUCCAGCUGCACCGGAUACUGAGGAUUAUAUCUUGGAUACUUUCUCAGAGCUGUUCUUUGCUGGCAUGGAGAUCAUCUCAGGCGGAGGAGGGAACCAGCCUCGCAAUCCUCAGACAGUCAAUGACAUCAACCUGUGUGGUGUAGUCCUGGACAAAUCCCUCAUAGAAAUGUCCUCGGCAGCGGAAGAUGGUAUCCCUAUCUCGGCUGUUGUCAAAUUCAUUAAGUCAGCCUACAACUAUGAACAAUGGGAGGUGUAUGAGAAUCUGGUCCAUCCUACCAUUGAGUUUCUCAAGAAUCAACCAGACAAUCGGUAUACCCAUGAACUUCUCUCUGUGGAGAUCAUGCAAGCAAUGGAACCUCUCAAUCCAAACAGAAAAUCUAAGAAGUCUCAUACCCAGGUUGAGGAGAUUAACAUUGAAACUGCUUCUCUACCUCUACCUUUGGCGCCACCAGGUUCCAUAUCCUCUCAGGAUCACUGGGUGUAUCUAGCAGAAGUCCUUCAGGCUUGUGCCAAGGACCUCUCAGCUGAUUCCGUUGACUUGGAUAUGGUUGUCGAUGCUACCCUUUUCCUGUGGGGUAGAGUGAAGACUGUCUUCCAGCGAGUGCAGACUGGAGCGUCCGACAGUGGCAAGUACCUGCAGAGAAUGGACAAUCCUAAUAAGUGGGUGCAUAUUUUGAGUGUGCUCCAUGAGGUGGUGUAUUGGUGUGGUAUUGCUAAUGUGGAUCCAGGACUAACAGCUGAAGUUGGCAUCAGACUAGCUCUAGUCCUUGAGAGCCAGGCUACUACAGAGAUGAAAGAAACCGCCAAAGCUCGAUCUAUGGAUGAUCACCAGAGUGUAGAAGAAGAGCCAUCUCCAUCUCCAUUUUACAAAGAAUCGCCAUUCAGGAGUGAAGGUCGUACCACGGGGUUAGGAAGAGCCAGCGGUAUCACCAUGUAUGCUGCCUCUAUCCUUCAGCAAGGUCCACAGGAGCAGCUCCUCCUGGCUAGAGAGAUCCUGGAGAGGGCCUUACAGGGUGUGUCCUUUGCCAGGUCAGCUGUGGCUCUGACUGAUGGCAAGUCCAUUGCUGAUGUGACCUGGGUCAAGGACUUGAACACGACUGCUCCACCCCCUGAUGAACAACCUGCUUCUCACACUGAUGAGACCCGGCCACCCCCGACCGCUCCAGCUCCAGCUCCAAACACCCAGGAGGAUGAGGAGGGCGCUGAUGGAGUCUUCAACACCAUCAUGGAUCUCCACCUGGAGCUGCUCUACAUGUACCACAGAGUCUGUCUGAAGCUGGCCCAGAUCCAGGGGUCAUGGAAGAAAGCAUCUAAGGGGUCGGCCAAAGCAUCUGUCAAAGGGUCAACCAAAGGCUCGGCCAAGAGUACUGCAGUGCCCAGCAGGAUUGGUAGCACCAGAAUUACCAGAGGGAAUGAACUGGACAGCAUGGCUAUAGAUACCGUAGAGGAGCUGCUGGAUUUCUGUGAUAAGAACCUUAUUUCUAAGGCACUCUUUGCCAUGCAGCAGGCGCUUCAAGCUGAUAAGGGUGCUGGACCAAGUCAACAGCAGAAGCAGCUUCUACAGGAUGCCAUGAACUACAUCACCAAAGCCCAAGACCAGGAGCUGAAACUCUUCAACAACAAUGCGAAGGAGAAAGAAGAAGGCAGUGUACGGGAUUGUGGCGUUCCACCAGCACCAUUGCUUGUAUGUCGAACUGAUAACAGCAUGGUGUUUAAACCUGCUCCAUUCAACCCUCCUCAGAAGGUUGCAUGGUACCGUCUAUUUGCUCGAAAGUCAAGUGGUAGCAAUGUUAAAGUCAGGUUGAAUGACUACAUUCUUCCUGGUACUGGUGAAGAGGUUCCUGCCUAUGACUGUGAGCUGCGUGUGACAGGGUUAAAGGUCAAUGAGCGUUAUGUGUUUGCUGUGGCAGCAUACACUGAUGAUGGUCAGCUGAUAGGGAAUGCUAUAGGAGAUACCAGUAGGCCUAUCCUAGCAUCGCAUCCUCUCCCUGUUCUCAUGACAUGGGCAUUCCUUGGACAGGCUGCAUACCAGGUUGGAUGUUAUGAGAUUGGACUGAGAGCCAGUAGAGUUCUGUGGGAUCACUUUGUGGCUCCAAUCCCUCCUCCCUCUGCUGAGAUUCAAACUGAGACAGCAAGAGAAGACUACAAGCUUACACUCAGAAAGUUGAAUCCAGAGAUAGCAAGUGUGGCCUCUCCCCUGCUGCUGAGAAUGUUUCUGAGUAGCAUCUUCAUCAAUGUGGACAUCUCUAUGAGAGAUGGAAACAUCUACUGUAACAAGCUCUGCGACACCGGACCCUACUACAAAGGCCAGACCCAGAGACUUGAGAACUGUGAGCGGAUGCUUGUAGCCAUUGAGUUAGCUGGCUGGUUGAACGAGACUAACAUGGCUCUCCAAGCCGUUGUACAGUGCUAUGGACUACUAGCCCCUGUCAUUCACUACAAGAUUCCAUCUAUUCCUGUUGUACAGGUGUUGACUCAGUGCUGUGCGGUGCUGCAGGAUAUCCCCAACAGCAUGAGACAGCGUCGGCAGCAGUCUGUGUCAGACAGCCUGCAUCACAUGGUUGCUACGAUCACCUUCUACAUGGCCAAGGUGCUGAGGACAUGGAAGCAGAGAUCUCUAGCCAAUCAUAUCAUUGAGAGCGGCAAGAAGAUGCUGGUUGUGGAGAAGGAUGAGGGUAAGGGUGGGAAGUCUGAAGGAGGUGCCAUGGACUUCAUAGAGGAUGGUGAGGGUGGAGGAGGAGGAGUCAAUGUGCCCCAGAAGAAACGUAGGGCCAAGCGGUCAGGACAGCCAGCAGUAGCUCUGGAGGGUGUGCAGAAUGAUGAGCUGAGAGCCCUGGAAGCUCACAUGCUGAGACUCUCACGUAUAGCUCACAAUGCUGAUGAGUUGACAGGCUCUGAAGAUCCAAACAUCCUCCAUGCCUUCAUAGCCAUACUACCAAGUAGACUUGCAUACAGAGAAGUGGUAAAGUUUCGUCGUCGGGCUCGUUACCUGGAGUUCUUUGUUCAGGUUGUACAGAAGGCACUGAGUGAAGGAUUGGUGGAUAUGGCCAUUGAAUGGUGUGAAGAGACCAUCACAUGGCUUGUUAGACGAAAUGACCAGCUAUCAGCAGUGAAGGCUACCCUCAACAAAGGACCAGGUGGAGCUAUUGUAUCAGGAGAUGAUCCUAAGAAGUAUGCUGCUGCUGUCCUGGAAUACUCCAAGACUGCCAGUACCAAGCAAGCUCAAGCCAAGCAGCCUGAUACGAAGCCAGCUCGAAGACGAAGGAAGAAAGGUUUCCAGCUCUUGGUUCACAUGAGAUCCAACAUUCGUAUGUCUGACUCUGCCAAGCAGCAGCAAGAAGAUAAAGAACUCAUGGCUUUUGACACACUGGAAAGCACCUACCCAGAGUUCUACCGCACUGCUCGUAAGAAGAUGAGGCUGAGGCGCAUUUCUAAUGAUGAGAUGCCUUGGAGAUCACAGAUGAAUAUCCUGCAAGGUUUGUGUCAUUUUGGACAGUUUCUGGGCAAGGUUGAGAAGAGAAACAAACUUCUUGGGCCGACAGCUGGAGAUAUCUACAGGUCCUCCUACCUGGACAAUGAGUGGUUCACCUUUGAGACUGCCAGCACUCUUGUGGUAGGAUGGGAAGGGGGUGCCUCGAGGACGGCGACGCGCGAGGGAGAUGCCGUCUCUCAGAGUGACCCCAUCGUCCAGCAGCUAAGGCAGAUAGAUGCAUACGACAUGAAUCCAUACCUCACCAACCAACCAUCGGGUAUUGAGGCUGCUGCUCUCGCUUCAGUUGGAGAGCCUGUGCCAGUCCUUCCAGGCCCUCCAGAUGACAAGGAAUCAGACACUAUGAAGACAUACCGAUCUACAGAGACUGGCAAGAGUGGUCCCAAUGCCAUUCAGCCAUCGGUAGACAUUAGUGGUUUCACUCUUGAGGCUACGAUCGAUAGUCUCACCAAAACAUUUGAACAUCUGAGGAAAGCUGUGAUACUAGCCCAUCGUGGUCACCACUGGUCCUUGCUCCAGAAUGCCUGCCGUAGCAUGUGGAACUGUGCCCACACAGCCAUCCUCUACUGCUUCUCAGGUGGUCAUUCUGCAGGACUCCUGACUGUAGAUGCCUUGAGAGGAGUGGUGUGGUUCCCUUUCUUCUUGGCUGUAGACUGUCUGCUUGAUAUGCUGGUCCAUCUGCAGAAUGAGACGGAUAAGCAGAAUAAGAAGAAGGAGUCUCAGCCUGAUGUCCUACUCAACACCUGGGUUGGUUCUGUAUCUGAUGAGAAAGGUGGUGCCAGCCUCAAGUUUGAAUCCCCUCUGGAUGAUGUGAGCAGUGUAGAUUCCCGCUGGAUCAGACGUAUGGUGCUACGGGUCAUGGAGAUGCUCUACUAUGAACAGAAGUGGGAGAGGCUGGCCGAUGUGGCUAUGAGAUUCAAUGUCCUGACUCAGGAGCGUUACUCGGAGGUAGUCAGCCCUCUCUUAGUCCAGGCCCAGCGCAAGCUAGUCUCCAGGGUCCUGGCCUACGGAGGAGAGUCUCCGGUCCAGGCCCACUUCAAGGCUGCUGCUGAGAAGCAUGGUGUGGACAAGGUGACUGCUGAUAACUACAUGGAUAUACAGCUGAGGGUAGCCUUUGAUGAGACCAUGAUGAAGCCUCUGGACAUGGGUGGUAGGAUCGACCCUGAGGGACACCAUGUCUAUGGAGGAGCAUCAGAUGCAUUCAAGGUGUCCAGUGUUCCUUUGGACAUAGAUGACAGUCUGGAAGGAUUCCGCCAUGCUUUGGAGAAGUCUAACUACACUGCCAGAGCCCUGCAGCACAGCAGACGUCUCAUGGUCCUCUACCUGGCUACUCAACAGAAUGCUCAGCCAAGCAUGAGCCCAACAGCAGAGCAAAGCAGAGUGGGCUUCUCGGAGACUGAUGACAAGCCUCAGAUACCAGUGCCCCCUGACCUCAUGAGGUCAGAGUUCAAGUCAAUGUCAGAGGUCGAGACUGCUGCCCUCCCUACCUCCCAACUUGCUGUGGUUGUGUCCUCCUAUGACAAGACAAUAGAAAUGUUGAUGGCCCGUAAGCAGUCAGGCUUAGCAGCUCAAGCCAUGCAUGAACUGGGUAACAUCCACUACCAUGCUUCCAAUAUCAAGGCUGCAUACAAAUGGUGGAGUGAAGCCUUAGAUCUGAUCUUAGGAACCAACGACACCUUGACCACAUGGAGAAGACUACUGAGUGACCAACAAGCAGAGAAUGUUAGCAGUCAACUGCUUGACCGAUGCGGCAUGUGGGGAUGUCUUCUAGGGGCUAUGCUGGCCGCUAAGAUUGCUCAGUAUGUUUUAACCUCUGACCUUGGCAUGAAACUGGAAGCCUGUUUCUUGUCGGCGUUCCUCUUCAAGGCUCUGUUCCGUACGACCCUGCCCCACCCCACCGCAGACAGGGACUACGCCCUGUAUGAGAUUGGUGAAGGGUGUGAGGUGCAGUACCUGGUCCCAGGGGUGGAUCUCCUCUCGGACCGGUUCCGAUGUGAGGGCAGGAGCUUGAUAGCAACAUUGCGAUGGGUCGCGGAAGAAUUGUCAAGAGCCAAACAUAAUCUCAUGGUACUUCCACUACUGACCCUCUACCAGUACAUUGUGACCUUCUUAUGUCGUGACCUUCAGAGAGCUGUGGAUGGCAGAAUCCUGAAGUCGAGGAUCCUGACAGAUCUAGGUCUGUACAAAGAAGCCUACAUCGUCCUGGGACGGUUACUGCAUGGAGAGAGACUCCCACAGACGGCUGACAAGAACUUCAGACAAGUGGAAUCUAAGAUGCUGAUACAGAAGUUUGACACUGGAAAACCACUGACAGAGCCAGCAAAUCUGAAGAUGCUUGAGUACUUGAUGGAGAAGCGUGUGUCUCCAUCUCUGGCGAUUCUCUAUGGCCCACACAUGACUUGCCACCUGUCCCUGGCUCAGACUCACCUCAUGGUGGCGCUAGCAUCGACUAUACACGUCAUUCCAGAGAAGGAAACAGUCAGCCAAAGUCCUCCACAGCGUGCAUCUCCUGUCACAGUGAGCUCAGUCAAUAGACCUAGCAAGACCUCCAAGAAAGACUCUAAGAAUGGCCAGAAAUUGAUCAAGGAUGAUGAUGAUAACUCCCUACACAGUGUUCCUCUGAGUGAGGUGACAGUGAAGAAGUUUUCUAGUGGAUCCAAUCUGCUCACUCUUGAGAAGAUCAAAGGUACUCUUCUGAGCACUGCUGAUCAGGUGUUGAAACUGAUGGUGGAGGUACUUCAAGAACACUCUCCGAAGAAUCUCUCAGCGUCUGAGCUAGAGUUGGUAGUCCUCACCAAACUUGAGCAAGCAGCCAUCUUGAGAGAGUAUCAUCUAUCCCAGUCUGGAGCUGCAGUGGUUAUCUCUGCUCUUCAUGACAUCCAAGCCAGUGAUCUCUUCAGGGAAACAAGGAAGUCCAUCUCUCGUCGCAGACCCUCAUCAAUGAAAGGCAGCCGCACAAAGCUCUCAUCCAACAUGUUCAAUACCAACAUAGAGAGCAGUGAGGAAGUCAUUGAUCAGCCUCAGUAUCAGUAUCAGAACUUCCAGAGUCGCUCCAGACUGGAUGCUCGUCUCUGGCUUGACUGUCGUCUCUCUCUGGUCAAGUGUCUUAUGAUGCAGAUCAGAGGCAUGGGUGUCUUACCAGGUGCUGGUGGUGCUGGUGAAGUUGGUGAGUGUCGUCAGUACUGCAUGCAGGGUCUGACCGAAGCAGAAGCCUGUGGGGAUGUGGAGAUGCAAGCUGAGUUCCUCAUGCAGGGUGCCUUGCUGGAUAUGCAUGAUGGUAGAGCAUUGGAUGAUGUGCAACACACCCUCAAGGAAGUAAUCAUCCUGCUGAGUAGUCAGCAGACCCUGUCCCCUCCUGCCAGUCUGUUGGUCAUCUUAGCUAAGGUCCAGCUGGCUGACCUAGAGGCCUUGACCACUACGGCCUACCAGCAGAAGCAUGGCUGCCCCAUCACAAAGCAUCUGCUCAAGGCUUACCAAGAGACACAGGAUAUGUUGCUGCAGCAGAUCAAGUUGCUUGGUGACUCCACAUCCCGGCACACCAUCCACCCUGAACUGUCUGCCCCUACCAGCCCACUUCAGAACUUAUACCUUCCACACCUGCUGUACUUGGCCAAGAUCAAGCUACGAUUAGGACACGCCUUGGCUAGACAAGUUACCACAGCUCAGGAGGUCAAGUCAAAGAAGAAUGCAGAGAAGGUUGAUCCUCUGAAGGCCUGGGCCAUCAGUGCGGGUGUCCUGGGUACUGCCUUAGAGCUCUGCAGAGUAUGUGUGAUCAAGGAUGCUGCAGUCCUGGCUGAAGUCUACCUACAGCUAGGCAAGGUUCAGAGUCAGCUACACCAGAGAGGUGGUCCACGGGCCUGUGAGGCUAGGGUGGUUGGGAACACACUUAUGGAGGCUAUCGUGACCAGCAUGGGGGCCAAUCAAGACCUAGGGUUGAUCCGACAAGCAUACCUUGAGAUGGCAGUGGUAUAUUUCAGCAGUAGUCAACAGCCAGAGCCACCAAUGCCCCCACCAGACACUGCUACAGAGAAGAAUGUUAUCCCCUCUAAACCUUCCAGCACCAAGAAGAAAGUCAGAACUCCAUCAGCAAAGAAGUCCGCCCACAUCACCUCAGCCUCCAACAAGGCUUCAACGAAGAAAGACGAGGAAAGACAGAACUUCAUCAAGGAUAGACAGAACGAGAGACAAGCUGCCUGGACUGCCCUGCGUUGUGCCACAGCUAUCGCUCUUGCUCAGCGGACCCAGACGCUGCUGAUUGGUGACCCCAGUGUGACCUCUCUCACCCUGACAGAGAAGGUCAAAGAUCAACUAUCGGCUCCUAUUCAACAGGAUCUGUUCGGUGAUAUGAAUGGUGACACAGUAGUGCUGACUCCCCCUCCCACAGCUCUGACCAGCAACCAGCCACUGGAGCCGGUGGAGGAGACUCUAAGCAGGGACAGACGCAGCGUCACUGUCCUCACUAACACCGGGGGCAUGGGCAAGGAGGUGCGGGUCUCCCUGACAUGGAUCCAUCUCCUGGCGUAUACCUCCAUCCUGCAGAGGAUGUGUAACCUGGAUACCCUGGCACUAGGAGACAAUGGCACUUCAUCACCAAUUAAUGGAGGCAACCUUGGAGGCAACUUUGACCUUGGUUUUGUGGACCACAGCGGACAGGACACAGGCGUUAACCAUGAGAUAAUACGUACCCCACUCCUGAACAGCCACGCCUCACUGCGCCUACAGACCAUGGUCAGCUUCCUCACCAACAAUCUCCCCAUCUUUGCCUCUUCAUGUCUGGCCAUCACCCCUCCCAGCAUCCUCCAUCUCCCCUCUCCCUCAUCAUCUGAUCCAAUCUCUGAGGAUGCCCCCUUAGUCAUACCCACGGUCACCUACCCAGCCAACAGCUACACAGUACCUCUCAUCUGCGAGCCCACUGGGCAGGCAGCUCAGGGGCGUAGCCUGGAGAAGCUGGUGACGGGGGGUGAUGAGACGGAGCUCUGUUUCCAAUGGUAUCAGCCAAGCUAUGAUGACAUCACUGUGGGAGAAGGAGGUGGUAGUGGCGAGAAGGGACGUGGAGUCUAUCUGCUUUAUGCACUGUGUCAGCUGCCUGUAAAAGGAUCCGCUAAGACUAAGAAAAGUCCUUCCCCUCCACCAACCUUGGGUAAGAUAACCCUAUCCCUCUCUCAGCUGACUGACCUCCAUGACAAGCUAGCCGUAGUUCGUCAACGAGCCGAGAUAUCCCUCUCCGAGCAGCCCAAGCCCCCUAGCACCCCAGCUGCAAGCUCUCAUGGGGGCACCAACACACCCACAUCGGCUGGUAGCUCCUCCGGUAGCAAACCCACCAGCAGGAAGUCUAAGCGCACCCAUCGCAUCGCCCAACUCUCAGCCAAGGUUAAGAAAGAUGAAGACCUAGAGGCUUUGUUGAAGCAAUGUGCCCUGAUUGUAGAGCAGCUACUGGAAGGAAAAGAAGAUUUUGAACCAAAGCCUGGAUAUAAUAUCCCAUUUGAUGUGAAACUAGCCAGCAUUCACUGUCUUGAGCAGCUGUUUGAUCCUAGCUACGGUGACUGUAUGAGUGAUACUAAGAUUCUAACCUGGAUGCUCUCAUUCCUACAGCCAGCUCCAACUAAUCAAGAGGAAGAUUAAUGCUUAUACACUCCUUUGACAGUAAAGCCUAUUCAGUCAAACCUGCUUUAGUGACUGUCUACGAAGGCCACAUUCGUUGUUUCCCUUGAAGAUGGUUUCUCAUUGAAUUAUGUACUAAAGGAACCUGUCUACAAAGACCACCUGUCUACAAAGGCCACUUUUUUUUGUUUCCCUUUGGCGGUCGCUAUAGAUAGGUUUGACUGUACUUGAUAUUGCAUGAUAUCAUUCCAAAUAUGUGACCACACAAUUAUUAUACAAAAUAAAAGGGAUAUUUGUCUUGGCAAACCCUAUUAAAAGUGCAAGACAUAUAAUUGAUUGAUCUAUACAAUUGGGGUGUUAUUUUAACGGCAAGGUUUUAUUGGAUGUUAUAUUAGCCCUAAAACAUACUGUACUCAAGCUAAUUAAGUCCUCUUUCUAUGGGUUAAAACAAAAUUAUUAUUAUUUGUGAAUCUACAUAAUUUCAUUGGCUUUGAGUCAUUCUUCAAAUUGUUCACAAUUGGGCUACCUGUUGUCCAUAAUUAGAGAAUUAUAGUAUUAUUUUAAAACAUUGAUAAUAGUUGUCGGCUGCCCACAAGGAGGCUAUUACUGCCAAUGACAAUACAUAAUUGUUAAGGCCCUCUUAAUGGCUGCUAAUGAUUUGUGCAGUGUAAAGGUAUGAUGAGCAGACCAUAUUUAUUGUCACCAAAGCAAGCAAACAAAAAGAGAUUAUCCUAAGAGAUUUUUUACUGUGCAGAGCAUUAAUUUCAAGAAAACAUGUCGUACCUUUAAGCUAUUAUUCACAAAAGUCUUCUCACAAUACAACCCCAUGUACUUUCACUGUGAUGUGUAGUUACUGAUAAAUAUACAAUUAUUUCAGUUACAGUAUUACUUUGUCUUGAGUCAUACAUAUCAUAGAUACGCGGAGUACAUUCAAUGACCUGAGGAUGCAUGUUUCAAUUGCAAUCACAUUGUGAUUGAUCAGUGUAUCCUACACAUAAUUCCUACAAUUUUGAGGACAGAAAAGAAGAGAGCCUGAAAUCCUCCCAAAUUGCCAACCCUCGAGAGCAUGCUGGUGUGCCAUGCAAUUAAUCUUUGACCAAUGGGGCAGUCCAAUUGUUGUUCUUAGUUGAAAAGACUGAUGGAUUGAAUGUGACAUCAAGUGUAGAAUUUAUUGGCAUGUCUCGCACAAUUCGAUAGAACGCUGAAAAACAAAACUGGUUUGGCUCUAAUUUAUUUCCUAUUUUUUUAUGAGGAUGAUUCCGGGAGCUUUGUAAUACCAAGCUUUUAUCAAAAGUACAUAUUCCUGAGGCACUCUUAUGGGGGAACAAAGGGGUGGAUCAAUUACAGAAUGUGCAGUUUGCAAGCUAAUAUAUCAGAUGACAAAUUGAUGAUUGCAAGUAUGAAUUCAUGUGCUAUAAAUAUAUACAAAACUACAUUGCCUUCAACUUGGUCUAUGUCAUGAACUGAGAGGGAAAAAUUGAUUUGAUGCUCAAAAAUGAACUUCCAUAAAUGAUUACCUGAAUGAGAUACAUUUAUUGUAAAAAUGUAAAAAUGCAUUUCUCAAGGGAAAAUAAAUGCAUGAUCGGAUUUCUUUCUUCAUUAACUCCAUUCAAUUUGAAAGGUUAUAGUUUAAAAAUAUAAAUUUCAGUACCAAAUUACGAAGAUCUAAUUAAUAAACGACGCAAAUCCUAGUGCAAAAACCACUACCCAACCUCUCCUUCCUAUGAAUAAUCAAAUAUACCAUCAUCAAAUUAUAUUGCAGAUACUUUAUAUCUAGUCAAGUAAGGCAAUUUGUAUUUUGUGUGUGUAUGAGAUUUAAAUCAGAUGAAGAUUGCCUCCUUAGGCUAGCUAAAUUUGCAUUUUCCCCUUGAUUGAAGAGGAAUUAAGGAUGACUCCAGCUCCGAAUCUAGCAUUUUAUUACUGCGAUGUUACUGGGAGAGAGAGAAGAGGCAUUCUUACAUCCCAUAGUCGUCCACCUGUUUCGAUUACCAAUUUCCCCUUCCCUCAAGGCUCUGUGCAAAUCCAUUUGUAUUUAGACAGUAGCGAAAGAGACAACCCUGCACUCCUAUAUCCCAUUAAACUACUUCAGUGAGUCUCUAUAUACUGAGGAGGUCAUUUAUUAACACAUCAAACGCCUUUAGCAUUUUGUUUUGGUCCACAGUGAUUGAACCUCUUGUAAAUGGCACCCACGGGAUGUAUCCCACUUUCUUAUCCUCAUUCUAGAUUGAUCCUAUGUCUCUCUCUCCCUCUCCCCCCUCCGCUCUGCCUGUCUUUCUCUCUCUCUCUCUCUCUCUCUCUCUCUCUCUCUCUCUCUCUCUCUCUUUGCCCCUCUAGUUCUGUCUUCAUGCAGUCUCUAUUUUCCCCCUUUUCUCACUUUCUCUUCCCUCUCUCCAUUUUACUUUGUGUGUCUGUUCUUUCCAUUUGUUUCAGCAAUGUCUCAAAUUUUCGUAAUAAGGGUUUGAAAUCUCUUGUAUAUUUUCUCACCUCUGAAUCUAACUAUCUUUGUGUUUCUGUUUUUCUCCUAGACCCCCUCUCUCUCUUUCUCACUCUUAUCUCCCCCCCCCCCCCCCCCUCUCUUGAAUUCUCCACAUCGCUCUUGCAACAGGAAUAGCUGUCUCCCACCUCAUCAUUCCCCUGCAUCUCUCCUUCCAUGCCCUUCUUCCCCCUACUCUAUCAUUCUAUCUUACCUCUCCCUGCCUCACUGCCUGUCUUCCACGCAAGAUUAAUGGGUAAAUCCCUCGAUUCGGGAGCUACGUGAAUGAACGCUAAUUCGACAUGGCAGGGAGAUGCAUUACAUCCAACAUAGCCUCCAGAAAACAUUAUCUUUCUUGUAGCAGCAAACAGAAGAGAGUAAUCAAUUAUAAAACAAAAGAUGAGUAAUGUGUUCUGGCUUGAGUAGGGUAAAUUUGUAGAUUUUUUCCCUUCCCUCUUGAAUCUCAUAUUCCAGUGCCUGUUUGUGAUUGAUAUGCCUUUCAGAUGAGGUCUAUGUCAGGAGGGAAGCAUGAAAAAGCGUAUUUUUUCAUUUGUAAUUAUGGAAAUGAUCCGAAACAUCACAUUGUCGGGAUGCAGGCUUCUAGCAGUAAUGGGUUUUCAAAGAGUAAGAACAUGUUAAUCAAUUCUGCUUAUACUAUAUGGGACAACUGACACUUUCUUUAUGGUACUAGGUUUUUCAUUUAUCCUAUCACUCUUCCUCAACAUGUACAUAUUUAGUGUUAGAUAAACAAACAAACCUGUCAACAAUAAUUGCCCUAUACGACUUUAUCACACAAAAUGUAGUAAUCUGUUAAAAAUCUGAUUUUGUAAAUAUAUAAUGAUGAUUUUUAUUGGCUAUUCACAUAGAAUGACAUUAUGCAUAAUAUAUUUAUAAAAUGUUUAUGAAUAUGUAUGUAUUUUUAAAGAUUGUAAUAAGAUAAGGUGAUUGUCAAAUGAUUGAUAGAGUGCUUCUAUGUAUUUAUUCAUUUUAUUCUUCGAUCUAACUAUCCGUCCAACCUGCUGUGUUGAAUUGUUGAAUAAUAAAUAAGUGUUUCACCCUUAUCCCUGUA
Strongylocentrotus purpuratus (purple sea urchin) is the source of this 13888-nucleotide messenger RNA. Its product is annotated as cilia- and flagella-associated protein 54-like. Gene Ontology annotation, biological process: cilium assembly. The transcript is spliced from 63 exons. Bases 6 to 10367 code for a protein of 3453 amino acids. The record is from RefSeq and is a predicted model, not a curated record. NCBI's taxonomy places the organism in Eukaryota, Metazoa, Echinodermata, Echinoidea, Camarodonta, Strongylocentrotidae.